AGUGGUACACACGAACGUUAAUGUACAGUAUUUGUCAUUAUCUGAGGACAGGAGAGAGCAUGGAAGGUGGCAUUUUCGGCUUUCACCUUCCAAGACUCUCCCCAGAACUGCCCGAUGAACGCCCACGCCGCCUUCUUCCACCAAAGGUGGAUUCCGCAAACGGGAGACUCCGGAUCGUGACCGUAGUGCUUCGGUCCCCAGCCCUGGGGAAAGCCUCAUCGUAGCAAGUGGCCCUCAGCGCAUGCAGCAGAUCCGCGGGCGACGCGGAGGCCGCGCGGUUUCAUCAUUAAUGCUCCUGAAGGACAAUAGCUCAUCAAGCCCCACCGAAAGCCCCGGACCCGUCGCGGAGCCUGGGCUGGCGGGGGAUGAGGCUGAGCGACUCCUCCUAGAGGUGGUUAUGUGGAGAAGGAGCAAUCCCUUCUCCCUCCUCCUCCUCCCCCCGCUACUAUCCGCGGCCCGGAGAACUGCCGCUUGCCGCCAUUGACAAGCACCGAUAGAACCCAAAGAAAGGCAAAGAGUCCUGCCCGGCACCGGCGCCGCGCGGGCCGAACCUGCGCCCCGGGAGCGGCGCGCCGAGGGCACCGGGCGCCCGGAGCAGGCGGCGCAGCACCAGCAUCGUGGUAGUGCCGGAAGAACACCGUGUCAGCAAGCUGAGAGGGAAACUGAGGCAAGAUGUCGGGCCGGAGCGGGAAGAAGAAAAUGUCCAAGCUGUCCCGUUCAGCCAGGGCCGGUGUCAUCUUCCCCGUGGGGAGGCUGAUGCGUUACCUGAAGAAAGGGACGUUCAAGUACCGGAUCAGCGUGGGGGCUCCCGUCUACAUGGCGGCCGUCAUCGAGUACCUGGCAGCGGAAAUUCUAGAAUUGGCUGGGAAUGCCGCAAGGGACAACAAGAAGGCCCGGAUAGCCCCAAGACACAUCCUGCUAGCAGUUGCCAACGAUGAGGAACUCAAUCAGCUGCUAAAAGGAGUGACCAUCGCCAGUGGAGGUGUCCUACCCAGAAUUCAUCCUGAACUGCUGGCCAAAAAGCGGGGGACCAAAGGCAAGUCGGAAACUAUCCUCUCCCCUCCCCCAGAGAAAAGAGGAAGGAAGGCGGCGUCAGGCAAGAAGGGAGGCAAGAAAUCCAAGGCUGCCAAACCACGGACGUCCAAAAAGUCCAAACCAAAGGACAGCGAUAAAGAAGGAACUUCAAAUUCCACCUCCGAAGAUGGGCCGGGGGACGGAUUCACCAUUCUGUCAUCUAAAAGCCUCGUUCUGGGGCAGAAGCUCUCCCUGACCCAGAGUGACAUCAGCCAUAUUGGCUCCAUGAGAGUGGAGGGCAUUGUCCACCCAACCACAGCCGAAAUUGACCUCAAGGAAGACAUAGGUAAGGCCUUGGAAAAGGCUGGCGGGAAAGAGUUCUUGGAAACGGUAAAGGAGCUCCGCAAAUCCCAAGGCCCUUUGGAAGUCGCCGAAGCCGCUGUCAGCCAAUCCAGCGGACUCGCAGCCAAAUUUGUCAUCCACUGUCACAUCCCUCAGUGGGGCUCCGACAAAUGUGAAGAACAGCUCGAAGAGACCAUCAAAAACUGCCUGUCGGCGGCAGAGGACAAGAAGCUGAAGUCUGUGGCGUUCCCACCGUUUCCCAGCGGCAGAAACUGCUUCCCCAAACAGACGGCAGCCCAGGUGACCCUCAAAGCCAUCUCGGCCCACUUCGACGACUCGAGCGCAUCCUCGCUGAAGAAUGUCUACUUCCUGCUCUUUGACAGCGAGAGCAUUGGCAUCUACGUGCAGGAGAUGGCCAAGCUCGAUGCCAAGUAGCCGCCCCGUGCCCGUGCCCGGCCGGAGGAUCGAAGUCACAGGAGUGGGGUUUUAUUUUGUAAAAGGAGAGAGGAAGUGUGACGGCAGGGGAGCGGAGGGCAGCUGGCAGGGAAGCGGGGAGCAGAGGCCGCAGGAGCAGGUCCCGCCCACGGAAGGAGCCCUCUGCAUUUUAUAUUCUCGUUUCAAAGAGCCUCAGUCUGUAAUUAACCAGGUCUCCACGAGGGGUUUCUUUCCAUGUGUUUUCUUCCUGUUGUUUUAGAACUUUUUUAAAAAACAGACUUCGUUUUAGAUUUAUAGCAUUGACUUUUACACACACACAAAAAAAAUCCUUUCAAAAUUCUUAAAA
This is a messenger RNA of Neofelis nebulosa (Clouded leopard), 2137 nucleotides long. RefSeq names its product core histone macro-H2A.2. The transcript has 9 exons. Gene Ontology annotation, cellular component: nucleosome. Gene Ontology annotation, molecular function: DNA binding; structural constituent of chromatin; protein heterodimerization activity. The coding region runs from base 673 to 1791 and encodes 372 amino acids. The record is from RefSeq and is a predicted model, not a curated record. Gene Ontology annotation, biological process: nucleosome assembly. Lineage: Eukaryota; Metazoa; Chordata; Mammalia; Carnivora; Felidae.